AUGACGCUGUAUGAGGCUUUAUAUGGCCAAAAGUGCAGGUCACUUAUCGGUUGGUUUGAUGUUGGCGAAACACAACUAAUGGGUCCAGAUAUAGUCCAACAAGAAGUGGAAAAAGGCAAGGUUGCCUACGAAUUAGACUUACCAGCAGACCUAGAAGCAGUACAUCCAGUUUUCCAUGUAUCGAUGCUUCGCAGAUGUGUAGGUGACCCAUCCCGAGUGUAUUCCGUGAAUGACAUCCAGGUUACUGAAGAACUAGACUACGAAGAACAUCCAGUCGCCAUCUUGGAUCGGCAGAUUAGGAGAUUGCAAACUAAAGACGUAGCCUCGGUUAAGGUGCUGUGGCGGAAUAGAAAUCGGGAGGAAAUGACCUAG
This is a messenger RNA of Solanum dulcamara, 372 nucleotides long. RefSeq lists its product as uncharacterized. The transcript is spliced from 2 exons. NCBI's taxonomy places the organism in Eukaryota, Viridiplantae, Streptophyta, Magnoliopsida, Solanales, Solanaceae. The coding region runs from base 1 to 372 and encodes 123 amino acids. The record is from RefSeq and is a predicted model, not a curated record.